Molecule: messenger RNA, 1047 nt
Organism: Suncus etruscus (white-toothed pygmy shrew)
Lineage: Eukaryota; Metazoa; Chordata; Mammalia; Eulipotyphla; Soricidae
Product: cytochrome c oxidase assembly protein COX18, mitochondrial
Exons: 6
Coding region: 1-1014 (337 amino acids)
Biological process (GO): protein insertion into mitochondrial inner membrane from matrix; mitochondrial respiratory chain complex IV assembly
Cellular component (GO): mitochondrial inner membrane
Molecular function (GO): membrane insertase activity
Source: RefSeq, a predicted model, not a curated record
AUGUGGAGGCGGUUGAGCUCCAGGUUCUUGCGGCUGUUCCCUUUGCCGGAGCAGCUCGAAGCCCGAGGUCCUCUGCGUGCUCCAUGGCUGGCGCCGGGCUCGAAGCCCUCCGCUCUGCCGGCGCGGGCGAUCGCUUCUCUCUCGGCCGCUGGCGCGGGCGGCGCGGGCGGCUGGUAUGAGGCCCUGGCGGCGUCGGCGCCGGUGGCGGGCGCGGAGGCCGUGCUGCUCGGAGCGCACAGCGCCACGGGGCUGCCGUGGUGGGGCAGCAUCCUCUUCACCACCGCGGCCCUGCGCGGCGCCGUCACCUUGCCCCUGGCCGCCUACCAGCACUACAUCCUGGCCAAGGUGGAAAAUUUACAGCCAGAAAUAAAAAGCAUUGCUAAGAACCUUAACCUAGAAGUUGCUGUUCGUGCAAAUCAGUUGGGCUGGUCCAAAAAUGUUGCAAGACUUACUUUCCAAAGAAAUUUGCGGAGGCUUGUUUCAGAUCUGUAUGUUCGUGAUAACUGCCACCCUUUCAAAGCCACUCUAUUGGUCUGGAUUCAGCUUCCAAUGUGGAUCUUCAUAUCUGUUGCUCUCCGGAAUUUUAGCACAGGAGCAGCACAUUCAGAAGGUGCAUCUGUUCAGGAGCAGUUUGCUACUGGUGGAGUCUUGUGGUUUCCUGACCUCACUGCAUUGGAUUCUACUUGGAUUCUGCCGAUCUCUGUUGGUGUCAUCAAUUUAUUAAUAAUAGAGAUCUUUGCUAUGCAGAAAAUUACAAUAUCCCGUUUUCAGUUGUAUAUCACAAACUUUCUUCGUGCAAUAUCAGUGUUAAUGAUUCCAAUUGCUGCGACAGUACCUUCAUCGAUUGUUCUCUACUGGUUAUGUUCCAGCAUCAUGGGCCUUUCACAGAACUUGCUGCUGCGUUCUCCUAGGUUUCGACAACUUUGCCGAAUACCAUUGACCCAGUCCGAUUCAUUUACUCCUUAUAAGGACCUCUUUACUGCCUUUUAUGCCAAAUUCAUUUCAAGAAAAUGACUUACUUUCUAUUAAUUAAAAAAAAAUCACAAG